GACCUGAAUAAAUUUACUCUUCAUUCAUAAGUGUGUGUACUCAGGUGAAGCGUGUGAUCGUCCGAGAAAAUGUUACAAGAGUGGCACCACUGUCUGUGUAACCUGGUCAGGGGUGACACGGGAUCAAACACAGGUUACAGCGCCCAGUCAGGGCAAUGAAAACGUACAAGAGGAGUCGAAAGAAAAUCGUCAAGCGUGUGAAACACGUUUAAAUCGGAAUCGUUGUUUAUAUUCCUGAUCAUAAUUUGGAGUUCUCCCACGGGCAACAUGUUUCGUAAAAGUAUAAUCUCCUUGUUAACUUUAGCGAAGCCAGAACGAGUUGUAGACUCACAGGAUUAACAUUCAAUGAUUUACAUAGGAUUACAAUGGCGAGAAGAUAUGGCUGUCGGUGGAAACUUCAAAAGUUAGCCGGCCUUGUUUUUGGACUUUGUUUUGGAAUUUUGCUUUCUUCUUGGUGUCGUCAUAGUUUAUUUCCAUGUGGAACCCAGAAGGACCGGUGCUGUAUACACAUCAACUACCGUGUUAACAUAGCUGUAGAACAUUUCCAUGUACCGGAACAGCUUCCCCAAAGGACACUACCAAUAAUCGAAAACAAAGAUUUUCAACUUGACAAGUACAUUAAACCAGAGGAGAGAGGAUUUUUGUUAAUUGGUGUUAUAACUGCUAAGAAGUUUCUUGACACUCGUGCUGUGGCUGCCUUUGAAACCUGGACCAGCACCUGCCAGGGAUUUUGCCGAGUACUCUUUUUUUCCAGUGAGGGUUCUUCCUCUCAUAAAGUACCUGUCAUCAGUCUUGAUGGAGUUGAUGAUUCCUAUCCACCCCAGAGAAAGUCGCUGCUUAUGAUUAAAUACAUGCAUGAUAAGUACAUCAAUAACUUUGAGUGGUACAUGAGAGCAGAUGACGAUGUCUUCAUUAAAGGGGAUCGCCUUGAAAAGUUAUUGCGAUCUAUCAAUAGCUCUGUGCCCCAGUAUAUUGGGCAGGCAGGAAUUGGUAAAAAGGAAGAACUUGGGAAGCUGUACUUAAACAAAAAUGAGAACUUCUGUAUGGGAGGACCGGGGGUGGUGUUCAGUCACAUGACCCUGAGGAUGAUGGCCCCACAUGUUGGAGAGUGCUUACAGAACCUGCUGACCACUCAUGAGGAUGUGGAGGUUGGGCGCUGUGUCAGGGACCACACAGGUGUGUCCUGUACCUGGGCAUUCGAGAUGCAGCGUCUGUUCUUCCAGAACUACAAAGAAGAGAAGGGAUCUUUUAGAACAACUCUGAAAGAUAAGGCUGUUAAAAAAGCUGUUACGCUGCAUUCAGUCAAAGAACCCAAACAACAGUACAAAAUACACAACUACCUCAAGUCCCUGCACAUACAAGAUCUACAACAAAAGAGCCUAUCGCUAGAACGGGAGAUUGCUAACAUUGACCGUAUGUUGGGGACCCAAACCUCGACCGGCAAGCAAGGGCUACCGCCCAGUCUCAAUAAAUUUGUACCCAAGUCUAAAUCGGACAUUCUUUCUUGGGACUAUCUUUCAAAAGCAAUUGUCUCACACAAAAAUCUUAAUCCACGUCAUGGGAUAACCUUCCCUCUUAAGGUGGCCCUUGAUGAUGUCAUCAGUCAGGUGAUUCAGAUUGUGAAUCGAAACGCUCGACAGAAGGGAAGGACAAUUGACUUCAAGGAUCUGUGGUAUGGUUACCGUAGAGUGAACCCCGUUCACGGGGCCGAUUAUGUGUUAGAUAUACUACUUACCUACAAAAAGCAUACAGGUAACAAAGUGACCGUCGCAGUGAGGAGACAUGCAUACCUACAGCAGAUGUUUGGGGAGGUCAAUAUCAUCGAAGAUCCCUUCACUGCUGGCUACCCGUCACCCUCUGAUGAAAUAGAAUACCCUGUUCUGUUCAAACAGUUUGGGGCAGGAAAUCAGACUAGUCUUUCAUACAUUGCCAAUAAAGUAGAAGAAGUCAUACAUUUUAUUCUCCCUCUGAUGGGGAGGCUUAAUAUUUUCAAACGUUUCAUGACCAACUAUGAAGAGGUCUGUUUAAAAACCGGUGCCAAAACACAGCUUCAUGUCAUCUUAUUCAAUGACAGCAAUGCAGACAUUCUUAUAAAUGUGAUUGGAGGAUAUCAAAAGACGUAUGGAGGCGAAAAAAUUGAGGUGAUAUUUGCAGAGGGUGCUUUUGCUCGUGCUAAAGCGCUGGACCUUGGAGCAGUUCAGUGUGAUCAAAAUGACUUGUUAUUUUUUAUAGAUGUAGACAUCACAUUCACUUCUAAUAUAUUACACCGAAUACGCAUGAACACCAAGCAGGGGGCACAGGUGUAUUAUCCUAUUGUGUUUAGCCAAUAUGAUACCUCAUUUCUAUGCAAUUUUUACAAAAUCAAUCCAUGUCACAUAGACAAUUUCAAUCUUUCUAUGGAUGCAGGCUAUUGGAGGAACUUUGGCUUUGGGAUAGCAAGCAUGUACAAGAGUGAUUUAGAGCUGGUAGGAGGCUUUGACACCAGUAUACAGGGCUGGGGAAAAGAGGACGUAGACUUGUACACAAAGUUUAGUGAGAGCGCAGUCCAAAUACUCCGUGCUGUGGAUCCGGACUUGGUUCACCUCUAUCAUUCUGUCCACUGUGAUUCCGAACUCAACGAUGCCCAAAUGACCAUGUGCAUCGGUUCCAAAUCAGCAAGCUAUGCCUCAAUGCAUGUCUUAGCAGAUGUGAUUCAACGAACACCAGAAAUUUUAAAUCGACAACCUGGGUCCAGAAGAUGACGCUAUAAUUUAUGAAGUUGUGCUACGAGUUAUUCAUAAUAUGUGUGCAAGUUAAUGUCUCCUGUGAGAAAUUUUACAGACUUUUUGCAAUGAAAAUGUGUGAGUGUUACUGUAUAUGUAAAUGUGAUUAUGUCCAACAAGGUAGUUAUUAAUGAGUUGCCAAGGAAAUCAGGAGGGUACCUUAAUUCUUAUCUGACCAAGAUUUAUUUUUUGUUGAUAAAGUAAUUAAUUUUGGGAAAUGGGGCUUGUUUUGAUGUUGAUAGAUUUAGCUCAUUAAUGUAACAAUGUACCUAGUACAUUAUCCAGAGCAGUAUGAUUGUAGUUGUAUUGAAUUAGCUGGAGAAUUAAGUGAUAAGCUUAUGUGUUGUAAAGGUUAGCUAGUCAUUGUGACCUCAGAUCUGUAAAUAUCAGUCAAUUUAUUUAUGGCUUUAUUUUUUACUCUAAAUUGCCAAAUGGUUGUUUACGUGUUGAGAGAGAACUUGCUAUGUACAUUUACCUUGAUAUGAGUGUGAAUUUUCAGAUUUAUCUGUGCUCUUUUUGAACUUGAUUGUUUUUGAGAACAUAAGACCUAUACUGUCUUGAGUGAACAUUUAGGGGUAAAUUUUUAAAAGUGUUAUUACUGUAAGGUGGAUACACAUGGGGUAUAUGAUAAAGAUCCUAAUGUCCAUCUUAAUUUUUCUGCAAGUAUUGGAAGGAUAAAAGUUUAUAUGAAUACUGCAACACAACUACUUUUUCCAAGUGUUAGUAAAGCAUAGUACAUGUAGAAUCCAUCUAAGUAGUAGAGAUUAGUCAGACCUUAUCUCGGAAACAGCAGGAAUCAAACCCUAUGGGCAUCAAGUGCACACAAGUGUGAUGGAAAAAAGGGGGGGGGUAGAGUGGGAACUAUCUAGUCAUUAUAUAAAUAUAUCACACAAACUUCACACAUGUCAAUCAUUUUCACUCCGUUUUUAUCAUCUGCAUAUUUUUGAUGUUCAUUCAGGCUAUUUUGAGCUCCAUAAUAUAUUCCAGAGAAUUUUCUUAACCCUUAAAUUUGCUCCAUUAAAACAGGUUGUGUAUUGAACAUUGCCAAUUUUAAAUGCUUGAUUGCUUCACAUCUAAAGGUUGAAUUUUUUUCAUGGAAGAGAAACAUGUAUAGUUUUAGGAUGUGAGAGGAAUCAGUACACUAUGUGGCAGUAAUAGGUGUUGUUACAGAUGGGUGUGUGUAAGCAUGUGCUCAUGAGUGUCCGAGUGCUAUACAGGGGUUGCUUUAAGUGGCCUAGUUAGGUUAAACAUUGUCCACUACAAAGAAAUGACCUGAAAAAUGCCACCCCACACAACAAUUUAAAAUCUCUGUUGAAAGCGAUCAUGAGUCGGACACCCCAGGCACUUGGAAGUCAGUGGUGUGUUCCAGACCGCUCUCUGCUGACGUUAAUAAUGUUGUUUUUAUUAGUUUACCCUCCUUAUCACUUCAUUCAGAGUUCUUGUUAAAACAUUUGUAAGGUGCCUUACUGAUUUGUUGAUAUUUGUUCUUGGUGACAUCAAAAUCUAUGCAUCGUUAUAUUUUUGUACUAUUGUUUAUAUAUACACCAGUAGUAUAACAUCCAGAUAUAACACAUAAGUGUAUAUCUCAGUAUUGGGGCCAGGCAGAUGAAUUUAUAAUCAAGUAUCCAUUAUUUUUCCCUUAGUUUCUGUCUCAGAUACACAAUUUUACCUUUGUAUUUUCCAUGGUGUAAUUGACACCAGCUAUUAUCAACAACCCCAAGGGUAUUUUGAACAAACUAUCUAUAUUUAUAAACAAUAUGGCCAGAAGUAACCAAUCUGCCCAAAAAUCUGGGUGUCUGUGAUAGAUGAUUUAUACAGUAGAGAUUAUAUUAACUAAAGGAAGGAGGAAGCAUUUUUAAAAUUUUUAUCAAGUUUCAGAUUUUUCUAGAUUUACAACUGGCAUUACAAUUUUAUUUGUAGAAAAUGUUGAAAUGAAUUGUAUUUAUUAUCCUUUAUUUCCUGCAAUUUUUUUCAGCAACCCAACACCAUAUAUGGCUUGGCUGACCACAGUUACCAUAGCAACUGUUUUCAAUCUAUAUUCAUAGUAUUGUUUUAUAGUAUUGUCUUGUUCAAUCAUGAACUUUUUUUGAUGUACAUUUUGCCAAAUAAAUUUCACUCCUUGACAAGUAUGAACUUGAAAAAAAAUGAAAUGGCUAUUUUACCAUAAUCAUGCAGUCUUUUAGUACACUCUGAAGUAUUUUAGCUAAAGAGGAUAGUACUAUCGAUGCAAGUUAAGUAUUGUUUGUGAUAUCAUGAAAUCCACCUGUCUAUACAUGUAUGCUUUUCACAGUUUUAGAAUUUUCUACAUCUUUGUGUUUUGUAAUGCAUGAAACUUCACUGCGAUGCAUGAUUUGUUCAUCUUUGAGGAUUUAGAAAGUAAGGAUUUUUUAUUGUAGUAUACCAUGUUUAAUAGUUCAUGGGUGUUUUGUAGAAAACUUUAAUCAUAAAGUUUAAAAGACCAUGAGUGUCAAAGCAUUAAUGUGUUCAUCUUGAUUCACAGCAAACAGUGUUUUCUAAUUAUGUUGCAAUAAAGCUGUUACUAUAUUUUCAA
Messenger RNA from Magallana angulata, 5313 nucleotides. Its product is annotated as chondroitin sulfate synthase 1-like. The record is from RefSeq and is a predicted model, not a curated record. Gene Ontology annotation, molecular function: glucuronosyl-N-acetylgalactosaminyl-proteoglycan 4-beta-N-acetylgalactosaminyltransferase activity. Gene Ontology annotation, cellular component: Golgi cisterna membrane. Bases 366 to 2741 code for a protein of 791 amino acids. The transcript has 2 exons. Lineage: Eukaryota; Metazoa; Mollusca; Bivalvia; Ostreida; Ostreidae.